AUGAAGACCGCUGCUACAUCUGCCUUGCUGGUGGCCCUCUCCGCCACGCUUGCUCAGGCACGUCCUGUCGCCGAUGAACGCUAUCCAUACACUGGACCGGCUGUUCCCGUGGGAGACUGGGUGGGCCCGACUGUCAAUGGCAAUGGAAAGGGCUUUCCGCGUCUGAUUGAGCCCCCAGCCGUCCGGCCCGCCAGCGCCAACCCGCGCAACAAUGUGAACGUCAUCUCCUUGUCGUACAUCCCCAAGGGCAUGCACAUCCACUACCAGACCCCCUUCGGGCUAGGACAGACCCCAUCCGUGAUCUGGGGCAAGAGUCCUCACCAGCUCAACAAGGUGGCCCGCGGAUAUACCCACACCUAUGCCCGCACGCCGUCCUGCUCCGAAAUCAAGAUCAUUACCCAGUGCAGCGAGUACUUCCACGAAGUUAGCCUGGAAAACCUCGAGCCCGGGACGACCUACUAUUACCAGAUCCCGGCCGCCAACGGCACGACCAAGUCGGAAGUGCUGAGCUUCAAGACCGCGCGCGAGGCCGGUGACAAGGGUUCCUUCAGCGUCGCCGUGCUGAACGACAUGGGCUACACCAAUGCGCACGGCACGCAGAAGCAGCUGAUCAAGGCGGCCAACGAGGGGACGGCCUUCGCCUGGCACGGCGGUGACAUCAGCUACGCGGACGACUGGUAUGAAGGCACCUUGGCGUGCGAGUCCUCCUGGGACGUCUGCUACAAUGGCACCAGCACGGAGCUGCCCGGAAACCUGCCGCUGCCGGACGAGUACAAGAAGCCGCUCCCCGCGGGGGAGAUCCCCAACCAGGGUGGCCCCCAGGGUGGCGAUGUCAGCGUCAUCUACGAGUCCAACUGGGACCUCUGGCAGCAGUGGCUCAGCAACGUGACGGUCAAGAUCCCAUACAUGGUCAUGCCGGGUAAUCACGAAGCCGCAUGCGCGGAAUUCGAUGGGCCAGGCAACAUUCUCACGGCCUAUCUGAACGACGACAUCGCCAACGGCACUGCCGCCGAGGAUAAGUUGAACUACUACAGCUGUCCGCCUUCUCAACGAAACUUCACUGCAUACCAACAUCGCUUCCGCAUGCCCGGCGAGGAGACCGGUGGCGUGGGCAACUUCUGGUACUCGUUCGACUACGGCCUGGCGCACUUUGUCUCGAUCGACGGCGAGACCGACUUCGCGAACAGCCCCGAGUGGCCCUUCGCGGAGGACAUCAAGGGCAACGAGACGCACCCCACGGCGGAGGAGACCUUCAUCACCGACAGCGGGCCCUUCGGCGCGGUGGACGGCAGCUACAAGGACACCAAGAACUACGCGCAGUACAAGUGGCUGCAGCGGGACCUGGCCAAGGUCGACCGCAGCAAGACCCCCUGGGUGUUCGUCAUGAGCCACCGCCCCAUGUACAGCUCGGCGUACUCGUCGUACCAGCUCCACGUGCGCGAGGCCUUCGAGAGCCUAUUGCUGAAGUAUGGCGUGGAUGCUUACUUCUCAGGACACAUCCACUGGUACGAACGCCUGUACCCCCUCGGCGCCAACCAGACCAUCGACACCGCCAGCGUCGUCAACAACAACACCUACAUCGCCAACAAUGGCAAGUCGAUCACCCACAUCAUCAAUGGUAUGGCGGGCAACAUCGAGAGCCACAGUGAGUUCAGCGAGGGCCAGGGGCUGACGAACAUCACGGCCGUGUUGGAUACCGUGCACUACGGGUUCAGCAAGCUGACGGUCAAGAGCGAGACGGAGGUCAAGUGGCAGUUUAUUCGUGGGGAUGAUGGGUCGGUCGGCGAUGAGGUUACGUUGCUGAAGCCUUCCGCCGUGAAGACGAAGGGGAAGGGCAAAGGCAACGGGAAGGCGUAUUCUGGCUUUCGGGCUUGAAAAAAAAGUUCACGAAGUAGGGGUAGUCGUAUGACUGCUGAUGAUGUAUGUACUGUAUAGUGGGCCUGUCGAUGUUAAUAUGAUUGUUGUUGCUGUGAGUAAAAUUGGUGGUGCACUGCCUAGACGCUGCUCGCCUUCGGGGUUAUUUCACUCUUUCCUAGAACCGUCCACGUGCUGUGCCUUUGAAUGUAAGAUUUCACUGCUGCAGGAGGACUUCUUGCGAUAUCAGUCGUCCUUCGAACGUGGUGUGUCGAUUCAGGCUCGAGUAUGCAACCAGAGUCUCUAAAGUCAUUCUGCACCAUGGUUCCAUACUCAUAUGAUAUCGAUACACCCCUGAGUCAUGUAACCACAUCUCUAUGUUAGGAGAGUGAGGUCUGCCAGCCAGCCCCUCCGUGAAGAUCCCCGCCUGUGCUGCAUUGAGGUACCUUCAACUGGCGCGCGAUCAAAGAACAAAGAAGCGAAGUCCAGCAAUCGAGUGCUUCGAGCAUGAGUAUUGG
Aspergillus aculeatinus CBS 121060 is the source of this 2372-nucleotide messenger RNA. RefSeq names its product purple acid phosphatase family protein. The record is from RefSeq and is a predicted model, not a curated record. The transcript has 4 exons. Gene Ontology annotation, molecular function: protein binding; acid phosphatase activity; metal ion binding. The coding region runs from base 1 to 1875 and encodes 624 amino acids. Lineage: Eukaryota; Fungi; Ascomycota; Eurotiomycetes; Eurotiales; Aspergillaceae.